This is a messenger RNA of Neolamprologus brichardi, 863 nucleotides long. RefSeq lists its product as uncharacterized. NCBI's taxonomy places the organism in Eukaryota, Metazoa, Chordata, Actinopteri, Cichliformes, Cichlidae. The record is from RefSeq and is a predicted model, not a curated record.
AUGUUAGUAUCAGGAGUAUCGGGAGAAGCAGCAUCCAGUACCAACCAGUCCUCUUCUACCACCAAUGAAGGUAUUACAGUGCUCACUACUCAUUCUCCCUCAACCACCACCAAUUCUACUAAUUCAACAACAAACUUAACAAACUGAAUCGGUAAAAUAUACUGCCCCUCAUUCAACUGUAACUACUCUGACUGCUAUUCAAUGUACAUCAGUCAGAACGCCACUUCGUGUGCUGCCGAUAAUUGUUGUCAGUUGUUAAGGCAAACAGACAUGUGGUACACUGCCAGCUGCAGCAACUCUUGUGCUGACAGCUGCAAGAAUGCCUCUCAGACCAACUGUGCUGUGAACUGCUGUAAUUUCACUGGCUGUCUCAAUUACACUUUUGCAUCCAUGAUGAGCAUAACAACCAAUGGAACUCAAACCACAAAAACAACAACCACGCAGGCCCCUACUACAACUACUACCAGUCAAACAACAGCAAGCAAGGGAAACAAGUGCAGUUCUGGUACAUGCAACGGCGCAAAGUGCUAUACAACUUUCACCGAGCUAAAAACAUGUUCCGCCUCAGAACCACAUUGUCAGCUGAAAAAUGAGUCUACAGAUACUGCCACAAAAUGGACAGCGGGUUGCACCAACUGCACUGGCUUCACUGCUUGCAAGGCUUCUACCAAACCUCCAUGUAAUCUGGAGUGCUGCAAUGCCACAAUGACCUCUUGCCUGUGGUUGAAUGGCACACUAAAUGUUCCCUCUUUUGCCACAAGAGGUCCAUAUCUUCACACAGAACUGAUAGCUUCCUUACUUUGUAUUGUUGCUAUCGCUUUUCUGCUUUGAGAACAUGCUUGCUCAAUUGCUGUGUGCGUUAU